Molecule: messenger RNA, 528 nt
Organism: Mytilus trossulus (common blue mussel)
Lineage: Eukaryota; Metazoa; Mollusca; Bivalvia; Mytilida; Mytilidae
Exons: 5
Coding region: 100-528 (142 amino acids)
Source: RefSeq, a predicted model, not a curated record
CAUUGACUUUGUCUUUUUAUUUAACUUGCUUUUUAAGUAGCAACUACAUUUCAAAAAUCAUUUCUCUAUCUACGGCUCUGCUAUUACACAUUUUGAAUUAUGAUGAAGUGGUGUUGUUUGCUUGUUUUUAUCAUUUGCACAAUUGGUGUGUCAAAGGGCGGCACUCUUUCAGGAAAAUGCCUCGACUCCAAUGGUAAAUGUGGGGAAAAAAAUGUGCCAUGUAAUGAGACUUUCGGACCUGAAUGGACGUAUAACGGAAACUGCUGCAGUGGACGACCAUGUUGUAAAUUGCCGUGUGUUCCUGAAACUUGUCCAAACGGGUUCAAGCUAUUAUCAAACCAAACAAUUAGUGUUAAUUGUUAUUCCACGUCUAUUGUUCCUAGACCGACAACCUGGAAUGAAGCUUUUGCCAUUUGUUCCCAGACAGAUGGUGCCUACAUGUGGAGACCGAACAAUCAACAAGAAGCCAAAGCUGUUUUGAUUGAACUUAAUAUUCGUAAGUUGAUAAUGUAUCAUAUUCAAAAUUGA